GGAGCUUAAAUUUAUUAAAAUUGCGUCCUCGUUACUUGAAUUUUUUUUCUCCGUGUAUCGUUCUUUUCCCUCAUAUAUAAUUCGACACAAAAUUUCUUGUCGAAUAAUUUCACGCGAAGAAUAUGACAUUUUCACCCUAGUGAAAAUUACAAAAGUUACUUUUAGCAGUUUCACUAGAUCCGAGUUACAAAAUCGACCACCUAGGUGUGCCAUCUAAACAUACUUUGACUCUCUGCUUUACACAAAUUCAAGAAUGGGGCUGAAUGGCGCGCCGUUCAGUAGUAACCUUAAAAUAACGAGUAUACGAAUGGAUAUUUCUGUUAACUGAUUUUUUUACAAGAUUGCUAAUGUUCAUGGCAUAUUGUUAUUUUAACAAAAAUGAGUAGCCAUCACUCCAACAGUGACAUUAAAACGGAGAUUCAAAGUACACUGGUGGAUAUUUACGACCUUGGUUUAAAAAUACAACGAGAGUUUAAUGAGAUAAAUGAGAUCGUUCGAGAAAAAGGAGUCCUAGAUGUUGCCGUCAGUAAUGCAUGCGACACUCUGUCAACAACUGCGGAAAAAAUGGGUUUGGACAUUGCGAAUAUUAUCCAGAAAGAUGACAGUACCAGUGGAUUAGAUCUGGGAGGAUUAAGCCUGGUAACAUCUGAAAUGAUUACUAACAAGCUUCUAAAAGACAUUCUGAACCAACCGUUAACGGAGUAAAUAAAAAACUGAAUAUUUGUAUAUAUUGUACUUCUAUAGCAAUUACCCAAAGUACUUCUGAUAUGUAAAAAUGAGAUGAGCAUGUAAUUUUAUAUCAACUUACCAUUCUUUUUGUAACAAUUUGUAUAAAAUAUACUUUUAAAACACUACUAUACUAAA
Molecule: messenger RNA, 864 nt
Organism: Orussus abietinus
Lineage: Eukaryota; Metazoa; Arthropoda; Insecta; Hymenoptera; Orussidae
Exons: 2
Coding region: 379-705 (108 amino acids)
Source: RefSeq, a predicted model, not a curated record